AUCCCGUGGAUCAGAGAGUAAAAGAUAGAUGACGUCAUACACAGGCGCCAUUUUCUCAGUGAAUUCAGGGCGUGCAGACGCCGCAGAUAUGACGUUAUCACCCAUCUCCUGAUUCCCUCUCCUCCUGGCAGUGCCCAUCUCAUCCUCCAGGGGAGAGGGGACCGUACAGUGAUCUGAGGAGGAAUAUCACAGCUCCCGGCACACGCUGAUAUGUGGAGGGGGAGUAUAUAGAGGAACACAGGGGUCUGUACAAGGACGUGAUGAUGGAGAAUCACCGGCCCCUCACAUCACUGGAUGGGCCCAGUAACAGAGAUACCCCAGAGAGAUGUCCCCGUCCUCUGUAUUCCCAGGAUUGUACAGAGGAGAAUCACAGGAUCCCACAGGAGGAUCAGAGUGAAGAAAUGAUUGUUAUUAAGGUAGAAGAUAUAGAGGGAGAAGAAGAGACGUAUGUGACUGAUAUGAAGGCAGAAGAUAUAAGGGGAGAAGAAGAGACGUAUGUGACUGAUAUGAAGGCAGAAGAUAUAGAAGAAGAAGAAGAGACGUAUGUGACUGAUAUAAAGGCAGAAGAUAUAGAGGGAGAAGAAGAGACGUAUGUGAGGGGUGAUCAGCAGUGUAAGGAGGAGGAGAUCCCUACAGAUAUCAGCACAGCAGUUGGAGACCUCAACAGGAAUACCUCAGAGGAACAUCUCCUUAUCUCUUCAGAUGGUGAAAUCAAAGAUAACCUCGCACAAGAUGCUCAGGGAGAAAAUUCUAUUACUCCAUCUGAUCCCUGUUCUCAUGGGGAACGUUCUCCCGAUAACUCAGAUAUCAGUUCAGCUAUUUCAUCUCUUAGAGUAGAUAAGGCAUUUCCCUCUUCUGUAGAUAUCAGAUGUUUUACAAAGAUCACAAAGCCUAUUACCCAUCAGCCAGCUAAAGCAAGUGAUAGGCCAUUUCCAUGUUCUGAGUGUGGGAAAUGUUUUACACGAAAAGAUGGUCUUAUGAUACACCAGAGAAGUCACACAGGUGAGAGGCCAUUUCCAUGUUCUGAGUGUGGGAAAUGCUUUACACGAAAAGAAUGUCUUAUUAAACAUCAGAGAAGUCACACAGGUGAAAAACCAUUUCCAUGCUCUGAGUGUGGGAAAAGUUUUAGACAGAAAUGGGAUCUUGCAUCACAUCAGAGAAAUCACACAGGUGAGAGGCCAUAUUCAUGUUCUGAGUGUGGGAAAUGUUUUACACAGAAAUCGCGUCUUGUUUCACAUCAGAGAAAUCACACAAGUGUGAAGACAUUUCCAUGCUCUGAGUGUGGGAAAUGUUUUACUGACAAAUCAGCUCUUGGUGUACAUGAGAGAAGUCACACAGGUGAGAGGCCGUUUCUAUGUUCUGAGUGUGGGAAAUGUUUUACACAGAAAUCAUCUCUUAGUGCACAUAAGAAAACGCACACAGGUGAGAAACCAUUUCCCUGUUCUGAGUGUGGGAAAUGUUUUUUAGUGAAAUCAAAUCUAGUAAAACAUCAGAUACAGCACACAGGUGAGAGGCAGUUUCCAUGUGCUGAGUGUGGGAAAUGUUUUACCCGGACAUCAGAUCUUGUUAAACAUAAGAGAUGUCACACAGGUGAGAGGCCAUUUCCAUGUCCUGAGUGUGGGAAAUGUUUUAUCCAGUCAUCAGAUCUUAAUAAACAUAAAAAACUUCACACAGGUGAGAAACCAUUUCCAUGUUCUGAGUGUCGGAAAUGUUUUACACAGGUAUCACAUCUUGUUUCACAUCGGAGAACUCACACAGGUGAGAAACCAUAUCCAUGUUCUGAGUGUGGGAAAUGUUUUGGACAGAAGUCAUCUCUUGUUGCACAUAAGAAAAUGCACACUGAUCAGAAACAAUUUCCAUGUUCUGAGUGUGGGAAAUGUUUUACAUAUAAAGUCAGUCUUGAUAAACACCAGAAAACUCACACAAAAACCCAACUAGAUAUUAAUAUUGUAAAUUCCUAAAUACACGGACAUAAUAAUAAAUAAUAAUACCACAAUUCAAUGAUUAAAUCGCAGACUUAAACAACAAAUUAAAACAAAAAUAGAAAUGUUAAAAUCAGUAAUAAUCUUGCUGGUGUCUGAAAGCAACGCGUUUCAUGAAUCACAGUUUGAUUCUACUCUGCCUGUGAAAGCAGAAACCUGUGAAACGCAGGUUAUUCAAUUUCUAUAUUCAAUCAUAUAGUGUGAAGUCUUUCGUGUAUGUUAUUUUGAUCUUCUGAUUUUGGUUAUUUGCAGUAAUAACGUGAGUUUAUUACAAGAGUUCUUCACUCCAGGGCCCAACAGUGUAUAUAUGUCAUGAUUUGUUCAUUAAAAAUACAGUUGUUACUGAUACUGUCUGUCUACUUACUUGGAGCAUAUACAAUCCAAAACAAGGCUAUUAAAGUAUUAAUUAUCAACAAAGAACAUUUUGAGCCCGGUGCUCUCUGAACAAGGUCACUGCGGAUACGAUUUAAUUGGAUUAUCGUACGAUCUUCCAUGCAUAUACAGUCCAUGGUGGUGGACACUGGUUGAAAAUCCCGUUUGACCUCCGAUAGUGUGAAGGCCUUUCAUUAAUUCCUAUUAUUCCAGGCUUUAUAACUUGGCGGAGGGCUCUCUGGAGUCCGUUAAUCGGGUAGGAGCCGAGGCGAUCACGGCGUAUCUUAAAAGUAUUGAUGUUCCCAAGCUAACUGAGGAGGAGGCACUGUUGCCGGGAUAGGCCUUCCACUCAGGAAGAAGUAAUUGAGGCAGUCAAAGCUUUCCCAUUGGGGAAGAGCCCUGGGCCGGAUGGAUUUCCUAUCUCCUACUUUAAAACGUUAAGUGAUUUUCUGUUACCCAUGAUGCUCCGAGUUUUUAAUGCAGUUGCAUAUCUCUGCUCAGUCCCUAGAAGCUCACAUCAUCAUCAUUAAUAAGGAGGGGAAAGAUCCGUCUUGCGCUAGUUACAGACCCAUUUUCUCCUAAAUGUGCACUUUAUGCUAAUAGGCUUAAGAUAUUAUUACCGGCCUUAUUUCAUACUAUAUCAGAUGGGAUUAGUCCUGGACUGCGAGGCCCAUGACAACACUAAAAUGAUGAAUUUGAUUUACCAAGUGACCCAGUCACCGAUGCCUAUGAUGCUCUUGUCGACUGAUGCCCAAAGGACAUUUAACCGCAUCAACUGAGUAUUUAUACGGGACCUGUUAGAGCACUAGGGUUCAGUUCCGCUUCUUUACAUAGGUUUCAGGAGCUGUACAGGGUUAUUGAAUGGAACAUGCCAGGGAUGUCCACUGUCCCCACUGGUGUUCGUAUUAUGCAUGGAAGCUCUGGCGUGAGCCAUACGGGCCAGUCCCAACAUCAUGGGCUUGCGAGUGGCAGAUUGUGAAAUAAGUUGGUCCUUUUCGAUGAUGAUCUUCCUUUAGCAGUUAUUACCAACCCCACAGUUUCUCUACCUGUCCUGAUGCAGUAGUUUUAAACCAUGGAUAACUGUCUUUUUCUAAAAUCAAUUACUCCAAAUUAGUUGCCCUUAAUCCUUCCUGACUUUCUCAUUGGUUUGCAACAGGCAUUUCCCUUUAAAUGGCACUCAAAGUACCUGCUGAUCCCUCAUGUUUUUGGCUGUGGAACUUUAUCGUAUGGUGAGAAAUUUUGUGUCGGGUUGGAGAACUCCCUGGUUCAUGCAUGAUACUUUGUUCAGGAGGAGAAAUCUGGGGGUCUCCAACUCCCUCACUUUGUCAUCUAUAAUUAUGCCGAUAUGCUUAGCAGAAUUUACAGUUGGUUUAGACCAAGUUCUACAAAACAGUGGGUGUCUAUUGAGGGCUCGUGUUUAAAACCCCCAUUGACUGCUCUGCCUUGGCGCUCGCGGUUACCUGGUGUUUUGCAUCCAACUGUGGGUCCUGGACUAAAUUUCAUCGUCUUAUUCCCCUUUAACUCUGCUACUCGAUAAUCCUGCAUUCCCUCCAGGGCAUCUCGAGACAGGCCUUUAAGCUAUGGUUCAGCAUGUGUAUUUCAUGGACUGGGUAGUUAUAUGACUCAUCUGGAGUGAUGCCUUACCCUGAUUUCCAAAGUGGUAUCUCCAGAAUAAUGAGCUAUGGACAUAUCUCCAGGUUAAACACUUCCUUAUGUCCAGAGACCUAUGCCGUGAGGGACUCGAGAUUUGAUGCUUUUUGAGAACCAUGGUGAACAGCCCGUCAUUUUAUUGGAUCCCUGGUGGUGAUCCUCCCGUUACCCUUCCUAUAUCUCCCCCCUCUUUUCCUUGUUGGCCUUCUCUUCUCUCUUUACCCUUCCCUCAUUACUCUGUAGAAUAUAUAUUUUAAUUCUUAUGAUAGCCAUUUAUGUACUUUGGAUCCUGUUGAUAUACCACGGUCAUUCUCAUGUAUGUACUCCUGUAUCUUGAUUGUAGGAGUAUGUAAUUCUGGCUCCAUACACUUGCUGUUCUGUACACUUCUCUUUUAUUUGCAAACAAUAUUCAAUAAAAAA
Pseudophryne corroboree (corroboree frog) is the source of this 4424-nucleotide messenger RNA. Its product is annotated as gastrula zinc finger protein XlCGF26.1-like. Gene Ontology annotation, biological process: regulation of transcription by RNA polymerase II. The transcript is spliced from 6 exons. Lineage: Eukaryota; Metazoa; Chordata; Amphibia; Anura; Myobatrachidae. The record is from RefSeq and is a predicted model, not a curated record. Gene Ontology annotation, molecular function: RNA polymerase II cis-regulatory region sequence-specific DNA binding; DNA-binding transcription factor activity. The coding region runs from base 261 to 1961 and encodes 566 amino acids.